Zychaea mexicana is the source of this 1026-nucleotide messenger RNA. RefSeq lists its product as uncharacterized. The transcript has 2 exons. Bases 54 to 839 code for a protein of 261 amino acids. The record is from RefSeq and is a predicted model, not a curated record. Lineage: Eukaryota; Fungi; Mucoromycota; Mucoromycetes; Mucorales; Lichtheimiaceae.
CUUUUCCUUAUUUUUUCACUUAGGCAUUGCAGCAUCUAAACAAACAGAAAAACAUGUAUUUGGUACCGCUUUUUGUUAUAUUCCUUUGCAUUGUUUACUUUCCGCGUCACAACAUUCUCGAUAUGCUCAGUAUGGUACUGGCGCCAUUGCGACUCAUAGCAUAUGCGGCCAUGCUAUUAUACCCAAGGUGCAACAACCCUCUAUUAUCUUACAAUUGUUGUAUAUGGCUUCCGCCAGUACUUGCUUCUUUUUUUCACGACGGAGUUAGGAUGUACAUUCUUUUCAAAUCCCCAAGUGGCCGUCCAUUACCAGUCCCAUACGACACCGAGCUGUUCCAACUAAAAACAGCGUUGACCUGGCUCGCCAUCAUGAUCGUGUAUUGGAAAAAUGCAGCUGUGCUACAACAGGCCCUGUUCGAUGUCACGAUUGGUUACACGAAAGAGCAAGAUAAUUUCGUGGAUACAAUAUUCAUGAUGCUUCUUAUGCCUUUCUUUCCUCCUCUUAAAAUCUUCUUUUACGUGAUCGAAUCGGUAGUGUCAUCAACGUCUUCGAGUGCAUCGUGGACUCUUGUGGCUGAACAGCAAGAUGUAGGACCACCACUUCUCAUGUUAUGUUCUCUUGCAAUGCUCCAACCUGUCAGCUCUGGAUUUCGCGCUCUCUUUCUUCUCCUACUAGAACACCAGCACGACUUAAUUCGCUGGACACCUAUCAAAAAUAUCUUGUUUACGGCAGUUUGCUACAGCAUUAUACAUUGUGAAGCCGUUGUUACUUCCUGUUUAGUUGGUGAAAUUACCGAUUUUCCGAUGUCUAUCAUAGAUAUGGCACUUCAAACAGAGUAGCAGAAUUAAAAACAUAUAACAAAGUAAAACAAAAGUAAACUGACAAGGUCUACUAAUGCGAUGCAUAAUAUUUGAAAAAAUGUGCCGCCAAUAAGUGCUCCGGCAACCGAUGAUCGAUGAGAUUGACGGCGGUUCUCGAAAGGCUUGAACGGCAACAGCAAGAUGACAGCUAGGAAUCAGGAAAUGA